Molecule: messenger RNA, 2025 nt
Organism: Symbiodinium natans
Lineage: Eukaryota; Dinophyceae; Suessiales; Symbiodiniaceae
Source: the annotation of a GenBank genome assembly
AUGCCAGACCUUGAUCGCAAGACAACGGGCCUCCCUCCUGUGAUCGCUGCAGUCUGCCGAAGUCAUGACUUGCGGAUUGCUCUGCGCCUGCUGCCAACUGUGCCGCUGGAUGACGCGUUUAAGGACGUUCUCGUUGACUGUACAAGAGCCGGAGAGUGGAAAGCUGCACUCCAGGUACUGAAAGCCGUGUUCGCAGUCAGCGUCCUACCCACUGUCUUGGGCUUCCGCACCGCCAUCACAGCUUGUGGGAAAACCCUGCGUUGGCAUCAUGUCCUUCGUUUGCUUGCACGGAUGGCGACUUCGAGAGUAUCACCAGACUUGAUCAGUUGGAACGCCAGUAUCAAUGCAUGUAAGAAAGGAGGCAAAUUGAAGAUGGCGCUACACCUUUUAUCGCAGAUGCCAAGUAUCGGGCUCGUGCCAGACAUUGUCAGCAUGAGUACCGCUAUCAGCGCGUGUGAGCAGGGCGGUGACUGGAUUAUGGCCCUGCACUUACUAGAGCAGAUGCCGAUAGCAAGAGUCGUGCCAGAUGUGAUCGCCUUCAACGCCAGCAUCAGCGCAUGUCAGAGAGGUGGUGAAUGGCGGAUGGCCAUGCACUUGUUAGCCCAGAUGCCGACAAAUAGAAUUUCGCCAGACGUCGUCAGCUUCAAUGCCGCGAUCAGCGCAUGCAAGCACGAAUGGCAGGUGGCCCUGGGCUUGUUAUGUCAGAUGCUGACUGAAAGACUUCAGCCAGACGUGAUCAGCUUCAAUGCUGGCAUCAGCGCAUGUGAGGAAGGAGGGGAGUGGAAGAUGGCCCUUCACCUGUUAGAUCAGAUGCACGUAGCUAUUGCAGAGCCAGACGUCAUCAGCUUCAAUUCCAGCAUCAGUGCCUGCGAGAAAGGAUGUGAGUGGCGGACGCCCUUGCAUUUGCUUUCGCAGAUGCGAAGAGACAGAGUAGUGCCAGACGUGAUCAGCUUCAGUGCUGGUAUCAGCGCAUGUGAGAAAGGUGGUGAAUGGCAGGUGGCCCUGCUGAUGCUUUCUGAGAUGCCGACCCACAGAUACACACCCAAUGUGUUUAGCUUCAGUGCUGGCAUCAGUGCAUGCACGAAAGGUGCUCAAUGGCGGAUGGCCCUACAACUGCUUUCUCAGAUGCCGGCAGCCAGAGUUCUGCCAAAUUCGGUCGCCGUCAGUGCCGCCAUAAGCGCCUGUGAUAGUCCUGGUGAAUGGCAGAUGGCCCUGCGCUUGUUGUCGAUAACGUCACAACCCAGUGCCGUACCAAAUGUGAUCAGCUUCAAUGCUGGCAUCAGCGCAUGCCAGAGAGCUGGUGAAUGGCAAGUUGCCCUGCGUUUGCUGGCGCAAAUGCAGAUGAUCGGCAGACCCCUGCCAGAUGUGAUCAGCUUCAACUCCAGUAUCAGCGCCUGUGGGAAAAGCAAAGACUGGCAAGUGCCGUUGCAGCUGUUCUCGCAGAUGCCGGCAGCCAGAGUAGUGCCCGACGUGUUCAGCAUCAGUGCCGGCAUCAGCACGUGUCAGACAGAUGGCGAGUGGCAAGUGGCCCUGCUUGUUCUUGCACAGAGCAUGCUCAGCUUCAGCGCAGGCAUCAGUGACCGUGAAAUUAGCCGCGGCAAGUGGCAGGUGCCCUUGCAGCUGAUAUCGCAGCUACCAAACUCUACAAUUGUGCCAGAUGCGAUCUACUUCAACGCUGGCAUCAUGGCGUGCUUGAAAGGUGGCGAGUGGCAGACGGCCCUGCAUUUGUUAGGGCAGAUGCCUCUAUACAGAGUCGCGCAAGACGUGCUCAGCUUCAAUUUUGCAAUCUGCGCAUGUAAGGCGGCUGGUGAAUGGCAGAUGGCCAUGGGCCUUUUGUCGCGUAUGUGGACGGCCAGACUUGUGCCAAACGUGUUCAGUUUCAAUGCCUGCACUAGUGCUUGUGACAAGGCGGGUGAAUGGCAGAUGUCCCUCCACUUGUUUUCACAGAUGACAGCAGCUAGAGUUGUGCCCGACCAGGCGAGCUACACCAUUGGCAUAGGAGCAUUUCUUACAGCUGGCCUUUGA